Meriones unguiculatus (Mongolian gerbil) is the source of this 1139-nucleotide messenger RNA. It is a transcript of the gene Hilpda, whose product is annotated as hypoxia inducible lipid droplet associated. Gene Ontology annotation, cellular component: lipid droplet. Lineage: Eukaryota; Metazoa; Chordata; Mammalia; Rodentia; Muridae. The transcript has 2 exons. Gene Ontology annotation, biological process: autocrine signaling; positive regulation of cytokine production; positive regulation of cell population proliferation. Bases 371 to 565 code for a protein of 64 amino acids. The record is from RefSeq and is a predicted model, not a curated record.
CCCACCCCCCAGGCCGGAGGCCGAGGCCUGGGCCCCUCGCCCCACCGCUCGGGCUGCCCACGCUCGGGGUGGGAGCGUGCCCCCGGAGCCCCCGUCGGCUGUGCGUCCCCUCCCUAUCACCGCAUUACAGUGCUGGGUGCUAACUGUUCCUUGAAGGCCGGGUUCUUGUCUGUGGGACGACGCGGUGGCCCCGGGGCCUUCCAGAGUGCCUGAGCCACUUGAAAACGUUCGAGGAUGUUUGGACAAGUCAACCUGAUUUGACUUUCAGUUGGUUUGUGGCUGCGUUUUGUCUUGAGGUCCUGGGAUUGAGUUUAGAGUCUUGUAUGCACUAGGCUCUACCGGCAGAAGGCAGCUCUGCUUCCCUGCAGCCAUGAAGCCUGUGCUGAGCCUGUACCUGCUGGGCGUGGUGCUGACGCUGCUGUCCAUCUUCGUCAGGCUGAUGGAGUCCCUGGGCGGCAUGCUGGAGAGCCCUUUGUCUGGGAGCCCCUGGAUCUUGAGGGGCCAGCUGGCCAGCACGGAGCCCCCCGAGAGUCUUCCAGACCACUCAUCCAGAGGGGUGCAGUAAACCUCCUCCUGAUUCAGCGGUUCUCUGCCACCCACACCAGCGUGUCCAACCACGAGUCCGUUUUCCAAGAGGCAGAGUCUCCCGAGAACUGUUGCUAGGCCUGGGGCCUGUUGAGGAUGCUCCGGACCCUGGAAAAGAGCCUCGUUAAGGCAAAGGUGUGAGUGGGUGGCUGUGGCUCUGAGAUGGAGGUGGACCAGCUGCGGCUGCUGGGAAAUCCAUUGUUUCUUUGUUUGUUUUUCCAGCCCCGAAGGACUCUUUUGGACAUAAAUAUCUUCUGGGUUGUUGGCUAAGGAGUCUCUUCCGUGAGAGCUGCUCAGACAGCAGUUAAGGGGUUAGGGUGGGCUCUGAGGAGACGUUGGAAUAUGCAGAGUCUGGGUCUCAGGUGUAUACGUUUGGGUCUUCCUCCAGAGUGCACGCGUGCUCGUAUGUAAUGUGUACAGGGGGCUGUGGGAUGACGGGGCUCUGGGUUGGGUGUUUCGGCCACUGUGUGGCCUAAAUUAAUUUUUCUAAUGCAAUAAAUGUAAAUUAUAUAUUUUCAGUAUGUGUCAAAUAAAUGUAAAUAUAUAUAUUUUCA